GGGCAUGGCUCGAUGCCUGCUGUAUAGACAAACGAGCAGCAGCGAGCUCUCCGAGGCGUUGAACUCUAUGUUCCGCUGGUAUCAGGAAGCCGUCGUGUGUUACGCUUACCUCCACGACGUCCCCGAUCGGUUCGAUGCGACGUCUCCGACACUCGACGACGAUGACCUACAGCAAAGCUUCGUUGACAGCGCAUAUUUUACCCGCGGUUGGACCCUCCAGGAGCUCCUCGCGCCUCGUCUCCUGUUCUUCGUCUCGCACGACUGGACGGUGAUAGGCACAAAACAUUCUUGGGCUCCCGCUAUCCACCGUGCAACCGGCAUCGACUUAGAAGCCUCGCGGAGGCGGACCUCGCGACCCGAAGACCGCGCAUACUCGCUCGUGGGUAUCUUUGGCGUCAGCCUGGUCACCCUCUACGGCGAGGGCGCGGAGAAGGCGUUCUACAGGCUCCAGGAGCUCCUCCGCCAAUGUCCCCCCGACCAGAGUUUGUUCGCGUGGUGCGCGUUGGACUUGUACGACGUGUUGUCCAUCCAGACGUUUCGGCCGCGCCCCGACGACAUGUUUGUGCAGGAGCCCAUUGUGGACACCGCCAACUCCGGCCGCCUCCUCGCGCCUUCCCCAGGUUGCUUCGCCUGCGCUGGAGAUAUUGUCUCCGUUUCCCAAGCCCGAUUCGCGGAGUUCUUGGGCACGCACCUCCCGCCGCACUCGAUCGAGACGCACAUCACUGGCUUCGGCAUCCGCGUAACGCUCCCUCUUAUCCUCGUCACCGACCAUCCAGAUACUUAUGGUGUUCUUCGCCCUCCUCUCUUGCCAGCACUCCACUCUCCUAGAUAG
Molecule: messenger RNA, 832 nt
Organism: Trametes versicolor FP-101664 SS1
Lineage: Eukaryota; Fungi; Basidiomycota; Agaricomycetes; Polyporales; Polyporaceae
Exons: 2
Coding region: 5-832 (275 amino acids)
Source: RefSeq, a predicted model, not a curated record